Gastrolobium bilobum is the source of this 1344-nucleotide messenger RNA. RefSeq lists its product as uncharacterized. The transcript is spliced from 3 exons. Gene Ontology annotation, molecular function: RNA-DNA hybrid ribonuclease activity; nucleic acid binding. Gene Ontology annotation, biological process: DNA integration. The coding region runs from base 1 to 1344 and encodes 447 amino acids. The record is from RefSeq and is a predicted model, not a curated record. NCBI's taxonomy places the organism in Eukaryota, Viridiplantae, Streptophyta, Magnoliopsida, Fabales, Fabaceae.
AUGGGCAGUAGAGUUACUGAGUUUGGGAUUACCUUUGAAGCACGUAAAGCAAUUAAAGCACAAGCAUUAGCUGAUUUUCUGGUAGAAAUGACGCAUCAUGGAGGUACCGAAGAAAAUAAUUGGUGGAAGUUGUUUGUAGACGGAUCAUCCAAUAAAAGAGGUAGUGGGGUUGGAAUUAUAGUCGAGAAUUCAGAGGGGGUGGCAGUAGAGCAUUCCUUGUCGCUAGCAUUCCCCACAAGUAAUAAUCAAGCCGAGUAUGAAGCACUGAUUGCUGGGUUGAUUUUGGCAAAAGAGCUCGGAGCGGAGUGUUUGACAGUGUAUAGUGAUUCUCAGUUGGCGACUUCACAAAUAAGCGGGGUGUACCAAGCAAGAGGGGAAGUUAUGAUUAAGUACUUAGCAAAAGUACAAGAACUGAUGAGAGAAUUUAAGGAGAUCCGCGUAGAGCAUAUUCGGAGAAGUGAUAAUGUACGAGCAGACGUCUUAUCCAAGUUGGCCAGUACUAAAGCCACUGGAAGUUUGAGGACUAUUAUUCAGCAGAGCAUUCGGGCUCCGAGUGUAGUAUGGAUGGUAGAAGAGGUAGAUUGGAGGAGCCCAAUUAAGGAUUAUCUGGCGAAUGAAUAUGUGUUAGAAGAGAUACUGAAGGAAUUAACGGGCACCACCUUGGUGGGAAGUCGUUGGCAAGGAAAGCUAUACGAGCAGGAUAUUUUUGGCCAACGAUGGGAGAAGACGCUAAAAGACAUGUUCAGAAAUGUGAUCAAUGCCAGAAGUCCCUUUCCUAGGGCAGUUGGAGGAGUUAGAUAUCUGAUAGUGGCCGCAGAUUAUUUCACUAAGUGGAUUGAAGCGGAACUGGUAGCGACUAUUACUGCUCGGAAGGUCCAGAAGUUUUUCAUUGGAAAGAUAGUUUGUAGAUUUGGUAUUCCGGCCAUAAUUAUCACUGAUAAUGGGACACAGUUUAUAGACAAGAAGUUCAGACAGAUGGUAGCCGACUUGGGGAUAAGGCACAAGUUUGCUGCAGUAGAACAUCCCCAAACGAAUGGGCAAGUAGAGUCAGCUAACAAAAUCUUGACGAAUGGGCUGAAAAGGAGGGUGGAAGGGUGUAAAGGAAGUUGGGUGGAAGAGUUGGAUAAUGUGUUGUGGGGAUAUAAGACCUCCGUGCAGUCCAGCAUUCAAGAAACACCAUUUAAGAUGACAUAUGGUUUUGAUGCUAUGUUGCCGGUUGAAGUCGGAGAGCCAACCUGGAGAAGGAAAAUGAUAUUAGAAGAAAAUGAAGACGGGAAUGCUGAGAUGAUGAAAAUUGAUUUACAGUUGUUGGAAGAAGAACGAGAAAAUGUGGCAAUGGUUUAG